AUGUAUGUCAUAUUUCCGGCAGAUGAAAUAGUAUAUCUGUCGUAUGGUCACCUUAUUUACGUUCCCUCCGCUCCCCAGCCAGAUAACGAACUUAGAACACCGCCGAUUAGAACCUCACUUGACGAGAAUCCGUUACCGUUUCCCUCUUGCCUGUCGAGACGAAAUUCCCUUCGAACUAGCCAAAGAGAAAAUCCGAACUGUGAUCAAUUCGACGGCGUAGGUUCAAAAAGCAUCGACCUGGAAAACAGAGGACCUCCGAACAGAUACAGAACCAACGGCUUCUCGACGUCCGAAUCCCCUCAACUCAUAAGCAGAUCGGAUUUGAUAAACAGAUCCGGCGGUCAACAAGCUUCCACGUCCGGAUACACGUUUCAGAAAAGUUCAAAAUCCCAGGAAACGUACGAUACCGGCUCCAAACCAGGGACUUCCAGCGAACAGCCUAAAUGCUCGACCGAAAGACUGAAAUCGCCAAAUAGAUAUUUGAAAGCGAAAAAUCCCGCAGAGCCCGUGUCGCAACAACUGGACCAUUUUCAAAUAUUCUCAUCCACAAAUCGGUCCAAGAAAUAUUCCAAUCCUGUCGAAGCAGCUGAUCACCACCCCCAAGGUUUCCGAUUAGGCUCGAUCCACCGACCGCCGAGAACCCAAAAAACCAACGAGUCCAACAAAAAUUUAAACGACGCCGAAUUUCUCGCUAGGAACGCUGAACAACACGAAAUUAGAAGAGGCGAAAGUUCUAGUCGAUCAAUCAAAUCAAAGACUCCAGUCGAGAGGUGUAAAAACCCUCCGGAAUUAAGUGACUCGCGUAACAAACCGAGUCCUCUCAAACUAGAAUGCGAUAACAUCAGCCCGGAAGCUUCAGAAACCGGCUCACUAUCCAGGAUAAAGAACAAAUUUUUCAAAUCGAAAGAAGACAGCCCGGCGUUCGACCGUUACAAUUGCAGCAGCAACAAAUCCAGCAAAUCGAGCAAAAACAGUUCGAACUCGUCGCGAUCGAGCAGCUCCAAAACGAUCACAGGCGCCAGACCGAGGACCGCAUCCGAAUCCACCAGUAUCAAAAUUGAUCCUUCGAAGAAAAAACUGAGCACGGGUUCGUUCAAAUCGUUCCUGAGGUCGUCGGCAGUCGGGGACAAGGCGCCGGAGCCGCCGCUCAGGCCCGAGAGAAAGAAAGAGCGGAAGCCUUCGGAGGAGCCGGUCGCGAAUCGCGAAUUGGUGCAGCGCAGUGAUAUAAUCAACACGAGGAGUGAUCGAGUACAGGAAGUGAAAAGCGGCGGCAAGGCCGCCGCCAAGCGCGAAAAGUCGCCUGGGAUACGGUUUUUUCGGGCGCAGUCCUCCAGUCCGAGGACUUUAGGACGAGAUAAGACCGCGUUCGAUUUCGACGGGCUCUUUAGACAGGAUUCCAGAAGGCUGACUGUCAAUUCGGGGUUUAAUAGAAUCGGGACGCGUUUUGGGUCCGACAACAAUAUCACUAGUUUGACUGGUAACGAAUCAGAAAAAUCGCCUACAAAGAAGAGGACCUUCCUCAAAGGAAAAUCACAAUUACCGGACAACGAAGUCAAUAUGGCGAGCAAUGAAUCCCCGUUAAAGGACCUCAUUCAUCCUGCCUACAACGAACACUUGAAGUCUCACAAUGCAGUUACAUUUAAGCUCAUUCGAACAGUAUCGGAUUUCACGCAACAAUUGGGCCAGAUGUACGAGCACCAUGCGGAGGAACUCCAAAUGCUCGUCGCUAAUUUCCGGAAACGAAACGGCGAACUCAGGAAGGAAAGACCGGCCUGCCCGAGUUCGCUGUUCCACACUUGGGAGACGCUUCUGCAGGAAGUCGAGAUCGAUUCCCAAGCGCUCGGCGACAUCGCCUCGAUCCUCGGCCGGCAAGUGUCUAGACCGCUGCUGGAGAGGUCCUUCCACAGGAAGAUGGAGUCCAGAAAAGUGUUCACGCACAGGGAAAGCUACGAGACCAUCAUUGCCAAAACUGAGGAGAAAUUAGCCAAGUGUCGACAGGAGUACAAAAGUGCUUACGUCUCGUACUUAUCAGCACCAUCUACGGAGACUUUAAGUGCAUAUUUUAAUACGCACAACGCUUACAUUCAGCAACUACACGCAACGAACGGGAUGAUGGAGGAGUUCGGAAAACAUACCCUACCGUCUUUAUUACAGGAAUUAGAAGAAAUAUAUAUUGAUUUGUGUUCAACAUUGACUGAUGCGGUACUACAGGGUGCUGAAGUAGUUUCUAAUAGAUCCAUGGAACAAUGCAGACGAUACGAAAGCCUCGUGUCCCAAUGCAGAUCCGUCUCCGGAACGUCCGAUUUAUGCCACCUGGCCAGAUCCUUGCCGGUUCCUGCGGGUCGGGCGCCCAUUAUAAGGAGGAUAUUCGUACCGCCUCAACCGCCACCGCCUGCGGAUGUCGCCGAUGGUGACAUAGCUGAUUUACAACCGAAUGAGAACAUCCCGCCGCCGCUUCGAGACGAAUUGGUAGUGGACAAACUAUCGGCGGUGCAAUUGAAGCCCAGUCACGACGUCCUGCAACGGGAAGCCCAGGAUUUGGAGAUCCAAAUUCGCCAAAUACAGGACGCCAUCGAGACGCUGCUCAGGAUCCAGCAGAAAUCCGUCGAGGCCUCGCUUUACAACAAAACCAACGAGCUGCAAGAGGACAUUUCCAUGAAGAGAUUCGAUUUAUCAGUGGCACAGCUUCAUCUUAGCGCCAUUAAUGCGCAGAAAGAACUUUUUUCGAAUAAGCUCGAGGGCGAUUCGGUUAGUCGCGAACGAAAAAUGUCCUCUGCAUCGACGGCUAGCAUGAAAAAUAAGUGGUUGAAGGCUUUCAAAAGCCUGAAAACACCGCCACCUGAAGUUGAAAAGAAAAAUGGAGCUGCCGCUACGAAGGAAUUGCUGAAAGGAGAUCCGGAUGCGCACAAUUUCCAGGAGUACACUUACAAGAAGAUAACUCCUUGCGAUAUUUGCUCGCAGGUGUUACGAGGUCACACGCGUCAAGGUUUGAAAUGCCGGAUAUGUAAAAUGAACGUGCACGUGGAUUGCCAGGAAAAAGCGUCGAAAUGCCAGACUAAGGCGAGGCUUUUAAGAAGGCAAAAAUCCACUUCCGAAAUCGAAACAAGAGUACCAGAAUUUAACCCCGAUGAAGAAAGGAUUGCCGAGGUGUUUUCAAUGGCGACCAUAAAUAGGCGCUUAUCCGUGAAGACUACACAUCACAAUCAAGUGAACAAUUCCGUGUUCUUAGACUACAAGCAUGGCGCGCCGAUGAUGAACAACAACAUGACGGCGGCAGAGUCGACUUCGAUGAGAAGAAGACUUUUCGCCGGAAUGAAAAGCCUGACUGGUUUCGGUUCGAGGUCGAGCAGGCGCGGAUCACCUGGCCAUCGUUCCAUCUCUCUGCCAGAAACCCCGCAUUCUCCGAGAAGGCAAAAACUAAACCUUCGAAUGAAAAGUUUAUCGCUGGAUUCUCCGGAAAGUACGGAGCACGUCAGAAGGGGAAAGCAUCACGGAACGAACGCCUCCAGCGAUCCCCAUUCCAACCAAAGCAGUUCGUCCAGGAUCCAAUCACCUUCGAGUCCGGUUCACAAUCGUCGACUGUUAUCAGCUAAAAAUAUUAGAAUGUCGUCGGUAGAAUUACCAGACGAUAAUGACAAAAGUCCUUCAUCGGCCAGCGCUUCUCCAUGCCCGAGUCCUGUGGGUGGAAAGAAAUCUCACAGACUUUUACCAACGAAUCUCUACGUUGUAUUGUACAACUUUAAAUCGAGGCAUCAGGAUGAAUUGGAUUUGAAAGCGGGUUAUAAAGUCACCGUCAUUGACACAUCAGAUCCGGACUGGUGGAAAGGAAAAUGCCUAGGGAAAGUGGGCUUUUUUCCUUCCAAAUACGUAUCUAAACUAUCCUCCGGAGAAAAACCACUGCAGGUGACUCACAAUCUUCAAGUAUCAGACGGUGACAACGGCUUGAUGCUACUGAGGGACCAAAUAGUGAUCCAAAUCGGUGAAGAACUCGACGGAAUGGUGAUGAUUCGAUCGGGCGACAACCGUCAGGGCAUUUGCCCGGUUAAAUUCCUCCAGGAGGUCUGA
This is a messenger RNA of Phyllotreta striolata, 4065 nucleotides long. NCBI's taxonomy places the organism in Eukaryota, Metazoa, Arthropoda, Insecta, Coleoptera, Chrysomelidae. The record is from the annotation of a GenBank genome assembly.